Molecule: messenger RNA, 1063 nt
Organism: Ricinus communis (castor bean)
Lineage: Eukaryota; Viridiplantae; Streptophyta; Magnoliopsida; Malpighiales; Euphorbiaceae
Product: chlorophyll a-b binding protein 8, chloroplastic
Exons: 3
Coding region: 120-941 (273 amino acids)
Biological process (GO): response to light stimulus; photosynthesis, light harvesting in photosystem I
Cellular component (GO): chloroplast thylakoid membrane; plastoglobule
Source: RefSeq, a predicted model, not a curated record
AUUUGCUGCCAUUUUUUGUUUAUUGUAGGCACUGCUACUACUUACUAUCUUUUAGUUCAGUAGCACAACAGAUUAGAAAGGGAAGACAAAAAGAAAAAGAAAAAGAAACAUAUUGAGAAAUGGCAACACAAGCACUUGUGUCAUCUUCUCUUACUUCUUCAGUUGAAACUGCUAGACAAAUUCUAGGUGCUAGAUCUUCCUUUGGGUCUUCAAGGAAGAGCAGCUCCUUUGUUGUUAGGGCAUCUUCUACUCCUCCUGUCAAGCAAGGAGCAGACAGACAAUUAUGGUUUGCUUCAAAGCAAAGUCUUACUUACUUGGAUGGCAGCCUUCCAGGUGACUUUGGAUUUGACCCACUUGGACUUUCAGACCCAGAAGGUACAGGAGGGUUCAUUGAGCCCAAAUGGUUAGCCUAUGGUGAAAUCAUCAAUGGAAGAUUUGCCAUGUUAGGAGCAGCAGGUGCUAUUGCACCAGAAAUUCUUGGAAAGGCAGGCCUAAUUCCACCAGAAACAGCACUCCCUUGGUUUCAAACUGGAGUGAUCCCACCAGCAGGGACAUACGACUACUGGGCAGACCCAUAUACACUGUUUGUAUUUGAGAUGGCACUCAUGGGUUUUGCAGAGCACAGAAGAUUCCAAGACUGGGCCAAACCAGGAUCAAUGGGUAAGCAAUAUUUCUUGGGAUUGGAGAAGUUCUUGGGUGGUUCUGGUGACCCAGCAUACCCUGGAGGACCAUUGUUUAACCCACUUGGGUUCGGAAAAGACGAGAAAUCAAUGAAAGAAUUGAAGUUGAAGGAGGUGAAGAAUGGAAGAUUGGCUAUGUUGGCAAUCUUAGGUUAUUUUGUACAAGGUCUUGUGACUGGAGUUGGACCAUACCAAAACCUGCUGGAUCACUUGGCUGAUCCUGUUAACAACAAUGUCUUGACUAGCCUCAAGUUCCAUUAGAGAUCAUAUCUUCUCUCCUUCCUUUUUAUCUCUUUGCUUCUCUCCUACCCAUUUGUAACCACUGUGUGAAAAUGCCCUUUCCUAUUAUAAUUUUAUGUAAGAAAAGCACAUUUCAUGAUCAA